Messenger RNA from Diaporthe batatas, 2252 nucleotides. RefSeq lists its product as uncharacterized. The transcript has 2 exons. NCBI's taxonomy places the organism in Eukaryota, Fungi, Ascomycota, Sordariomycetes, Diaporthales, Diaporthaceae. Bases 498 to 1253 code for a protein of 251 amino acids. The record is from RefSeq and is a predicted model, not a curated record. Gene Ontology annotation, cellular component: extracellular region.
CACAGCUGCCCCAGUCGUGUUAAAUGAGUGCGCGAAAAAAAACCACCUCCAACCCUUGCUUCGGCACACUGAGCUGCCCAGGCUGGACAAGGCUUGACAAGGCCCUCUGCUCGACGGGAAAGCAGAGCGAAGAAGCAAGAAACCCAGCUAAUUCAUAUUAUUCCUGCACGGUGUGAUGACGUGCCCCGCCCUGCCCCAGAUAUCCCAAGCCCCUGGAUCCCGGGCGGCAUCACACCCACACUCAGAUACAAAUCUACCGCGGGCCCGCGAUGCCUCCAUUGUUAGAUUCCUUUCUGGCCUCACCCACUGAGCAAGCCUCAUAGCGUCUGUCUCUCCUUCAGCCCAUCGGCACUCCGACGUCACGACACUCUUUUGAAAAAAAAACAUUCCACCCGCGGCAGCGCCAGCUUGAACAAAAUACUCCGGAUAUCACCGUCGAGUCACUACAGCAGACCUCACCUCACGAUCCUCUCCGGCACAAAAACCACACAGUCAAGAUGCAGUUCUCAACUCGCUCAGCCCUAGUGGCCCUCCUCAUGGCCGCCGAUGCCAUGGCAUGCGGCAAGGGUUAUCACCGCAAGCACCACAAGCACACGACUCUGUCCACCUCGACCCUGGUCGCAACUACCGUGCCGUCGUCUACCCCCGUUGCCGAGGCCCCUGCGAUCCCCACCAUCCUUCCCCCAGUCGUCGAGAGCCCUGCGCCGUCGCCGUCGCCGUCGUCGUCGUCGUCUUCGAUCGUCAUCGAGCCCAGCACGACCUCGUCGUCCACCGCGGCCUCUACGCCGACCGCGCCUGCCACAUCCGGCCUCACCGCCGACGAGCAGGCGGCCCUGGACAGCCAGAACAACGCCCGUGCCGAAGUUGGCGCUACCGCCCUCACCUGGGACGCCGGCCUCGCCGCUGACGCUCUGGAGUGGGCCCAGCACCUCGCCUCCACGGCUGGGUCCUCCGGCACGCUGACUCACUCCGACACCACCUCGGACGGUGAGAACCUGUACUGGCAGAGCAACUCUCCUUCGCCCUACGCCAACGCCGCGAACGCCUGGGUCGGUGAGAAGAACCUCUACAACGGCGAGCCCAUCACCGGCUCCGGCAACUUCCAUGAGUACGGCCACUACACCCAGGUCAUCUGGGCCUCGACCUCCAAGGUCGGUAUGGCCGUCGCUGAUGACGGUGCCGGUGGCUUCUACGUCGUCGCUCGCUACAACCCUGCGGGUAACAUGAUUGGCGAGACCCCCUCUUCGGGUUAAGUCUUCUCUCUUUUUCGAAAGCAUGUUGCAUAUGCCAGCGAUCGCUCGGGCUCCAGUGACGCGGCAUCUGGGAGGCACAAAGCGUUGACCGCGUAGACGUCAAAAGGUUCUUUCUUGGGGAUCUUGCCCUGGUCAAGACCAAAACCACAAUUCAAAACCACACCAAAGAUGGCUUUCAUCGUUUCGGGGAUGGAAGAGUUGGAAGACAGCUCUCGUCCUAAUUGCGCAGGCCUGUUCCUUCGCAGGACGGCCCCGCAAACCUUUUGUUUCGUUCAUUCUGUACAUAUUUGCAUUCCACGAUCAUCACGAACGAGAUCACGUUGACAUUAUGAAGUCGGCAACUGUUUUGUCCGCAUCCUCUUUUUGGUGACUGGUAGUAAACGUGACACGUGGAGAGAGAAGUGUUGGUCGCUGCCAGUUGAAGAGAGACGCGUUGCGGUCAGGAUCUUCAGGUGCUCUGGCGCGCGUGGGUGUAAUUCCGCCCCUUGGCACUGGUGGUCUACCUAACGUGUACAUACCUAGAAGUCUGCAGGGUUACCCUGGGCCGUCAUAAUGGCGUUACCUGUGAGGUCCACCCAAUCUCCGGGUUACAUUGACUAUGUUCAUGCAGAUUUCGAGCCGCAACGAUUUCACUCUACAUCCAUGGAUGUUUGAAAGAUGGAAUAUGGGAACAUCGAGCGAAUUGAGCGCUGUUUGUUGUUGGGUUGAAGUGUUUCAGUUGUAGGGAUUUGGGUGUCUGCGGGUAACAUCCCAUGGUAUAUGUAAGGUCAGAAAUCCAACCUCGAAUACCAUCCAGACAGCAGCCUCGACAGCAGCCUCUUCGAGGAUUACGCUGCGUCGUAAGCGAAGAUAAGCAAAGAGCUCGUGUUAUCUCACAAGGUCUGAGCGAUAAAUUCUGAGAGAAAUGUGCGUGUUGUACUCAGUGCACAGGUAGCCUUGCAGAUUCGAGGCGUGGAGGAGCCGGUCUUCCGGAUUUGUUCUGCUUGACUAGCAGUGAAC